Paramecium octaurelia is the source of this 1652-nucleotide messenger RNA. The record is from the annotation of a GenBank genome assembly. NCBI's taxonomy places the organism in Eukaryota, Ciliophora, Oligohymenophorea, Peniculida, Parameciidae.
AUGUUAAAUUUAUAAACCAUAUUAAGAGGAUUUGAAGAAAAUGGAUUAAAAUAGGAGAGUAUGUAUAAGGCGGAUGAAAUAUUGGCAAAAUUAGAUGCUAUGGGAAGGAAGGAAUUUGAUAGAGACAUUGCAGAAUAAUUAUUUUAACAAUGCAAACCAACUCAAUUAAAUUUGAAAAUGGUUUAUAGACUUGCCGAUAUUGGCUAAACAAUCCUAGAUGCAAUAUCGAUAUAAGGAGAAAAGGCAAAGAAUGCUGAAUAAUAACUUAGAUAAAUUUAAUAAAAUAAAGCAAUUUGCGAAAAUCAAUUAGCAGAAACAUGUUUGUUAUAAAUCUAUCAUUAGCUGUUUAUUCGGAUACUAGAUACUUAUUUCUGACGUUAUUAUGUGUAAAAAACAUUCCUUUAAAUCUUAAAUACUCAAAUUGUCAUAUUUAGUUAACUUUAGGGGUUAUAAAUUAAAUUGCAAAACCGGAAUCGCAAUAUGAUAAAGUCAAUCCUGAAUUCAAUCAAGACUUCGAAUUGUAAACCUAUUAUUAUUCAAAACCUAUUCUAGUUCUGUCCCCCCACUGAUAUCUACUCUUCAAAUUCAAUUUUUCAUCAGAACAGAGAAUACUUUACCUAUACUCUGGGGCUCAGCCUAAUUGAAGAUCCAAUAAUUGGACGAUUAGGUGAUCAAACAAGUGGAGUUGAAAUUAGUAGAUCCAGUAGGUAGAGAACUAGGUUCUUCUGUUGAAAUGGAGGCACAAAUUGUGUUGAACAAGGUAAUUUAGAUGUUGUUAUUAGAUAACAGCAUCAAUAUUUAUAGGCUUAACUAUAGAAAUUUGAAUAGAGAAUUUUUACUUUGGAUAAUGAUUUGAUAGAAUAUAGGAAUAAUCUAGAAAUAAUCGAGAGACCUUUCAAAGCAAAGCAAUUAUCAAAGGAAUAGACUAAUAAAUAAUUGUCAUCGAAUAUUUUUAAUUAACAACUACACACUUCUUAAAAUUAAUAAGAAUAAGAUCAAAAUAUCUAUGAAAUGGAUUAACAAUAAAAUUAAUUAAAUUCUCCCUAAGAAUAAAAGGAAUAAAUCUGGUCUAUUCUAUAGUCUGAUAAAUAACUAGAAAUUUAGGAUGAAACUCCAGAAGCCCCUGAGAUUCUUCAACAUGGAGUUAUCAUAUUCACCAUAUAUGGAUUAAUCACCUUGUUUGUGUGUUCUGCCAAACCUUCUUUUCUAGAUGUAAAUUACAAUUCAAUCUUUAAUAUAGGUGUUGGUCUGUCAUGGAUUGAUGUUCACUAUUUUGAUGGAUAGAUUUGACCCAUUCCAUAUUAAGUUGGUUGGAGCAGGACUCCUGGCUUCAAUUUUAUACGAUAUUUUGUGGAUGAAACAAUAUCACGUAAUGAAUUAUCUUAUAUACUUAGUUAUGGUGGUAUAGUGAUGAUUAAAAUAAUCCCGAAUGGGGAUUGAAUGCAGUCAAUUUAUUGAGGUUUGUUCUAAUCUUUACCUAUAUGUAAUUCCUAUACAAAGUAUUUUACUUAAAUUAUUAGUAGUUUGUUGUAUGUUAUUAUUUAUAUUAAUUUCAUAGAGAAUCCAUUGACCCGACUAAAAGGUAUGUGUUUACUAUUUGGAAAAUACAAUAUAAAGUGGGUAAAAGUAGAGAGAGUGUUUCUUGGCAAUGA